Molecule: messenger RNA, 1638 nt
Organism: Cucurbita pepo subsp. pepo (vegetable marrow)
Lineage: Eukaryota; Viridiplantae; Streptophyta; Magnoliopsida; Cucurbitales; Cucurbitaceae
Product: CASP-like protein 4A2
Source: RefSeq, a predicted model, not a curated record
UAUCAGUAUUUAAGAAUAAUAUAAGGUCGACACAAUAAAAUAUAAUAAAAUACAUUUAAUUAUGAACGGAGAAAAAGGCGUAAACGACGUCGUAAAGAAGGGGUUAGAAAUUAAGAGGGAAGAAAACGGAAUCACUGGCUUGAACUCACUUUACUUUGUCGGAGAGGCUCUAAAAUACGGUAGAACCCACUGUUUGCAACCCUUUUCCUCAAAUUAAAUUUUGCCACGUCAUACAAAACAUUACGUGUAAUCAGCGCCGUUUGAUUAUUCCAAUCCUGUUUGUGUACACUGUAAUACACUGGAAUCUUCUCCCAUGAUUUGAUAAUGAAUAAUCAAAUUAUGCCACGUGGACUAUCCUUCUUUUUUCCCCCAAACUGCAUUUUUCUUUUUUCUUUUUCUUUUUUUUUGUAAUUUUUGCUUCCUCUCUCUCUCAAAGAAUUUUUCUUGCAAAUCCUUCAAUAAAAACUGUCAAAGUUUGAAGCAGAAAUGAUUGAGAUGAAAUUGAAAGCUGAAAGAUCGUACGACUCUUCGUCCAUGAAGAAGUCGUCGUCCAGAAAUUCCGAGUCGUCAAUUCACAGUCAUAUGGAGUCUCCUCACUCGCCGCUGCGUUUCCACUCGCCGCUCCGAUCUGACGUCGGCGACCCUCCCGAAACGUCUCCUUAUGCUUCUCCGUAUGCAUCUCCUGAGAAGCUGCCUGAUAACUUCAAGUCGAUUGUUGUUGUUGAUGUUGAUAAUAAGAGUACUCAGUUCUCGCCGCUUCGGUCUCCCAAUGCUGGUUCUCGGAAGCUGCCGGAGUACGCAAACUUUCCUGGAGAUAGGUCGACUUCGUCUAAGGUUAUGUUUAAUCGGGCAAUGAAGGAGGAGGUGCCGCAGUCUGUGACCAAGGUAGGGCCGGCUGCGGGUGGAGUCGAGGAGGAUGGUGGUGGUGGUGGUGGAAGAUCGCCGAAGCAAAUGCCGCCGCCGCCGAGGAGGUCGAAGGACGAUGCGUUGACGAAGGCGGCUUUAGGUUUUAGAGUGUGUGAAGUGGCGGUUUGCUUGAUUUCGUUUUCCGUUAUGGCGUCUGAUAAGACUAAGGGAUGGAGCGGCGACUCCUUCGAUCGUUACAAGGAAUACAGGUACUGCCUCACUGUUAAUAUAAUUGCAUUCGUGUAUGCGGCAUUUCAAGCGUUUGAUCUUGUCUAUACUCUAAUCAAGAAGCAACAUAUGAUACGUCAUCGCGUCCGUUCUUACUUCGACUUCUUCAUGGAUCAGGUAUUGGCAUAUCUUCUCAUAUCGUCGUCUUCCUCCGCUGCGACACGUGUUGACGACUGGCAAUCGAAUUGGGGAAAAGAUGAGUUCACACAAAUGGCCAGUGCAUCAGUCAGCAUGUCCUUCCUUGCCUUCGUUGCUUUUGCUGUUAGUUCACUUAUCUCUGGUUACAACCUUUGUAGCCGUGAUCCUGCAUGAUACAAAAAUCUCACCCUCAUUCUCUUUUCCUUUCAAAGAGAAAAUUUAUAUUGAUCGUCACCCCAAGAUUAUUCUUUUUAUUAUGUUUGUACAUAGACAUCAUAGCUAUAGCUCUGCCCUUACAAUAAACAUGAUACCCAAAUUGUAAAUUGUUGGAUUGAUAUAAAUGAAGCUUCUAUUGCUCUUUCUACU